Poecilia latipinna (sailfin molly) is the source of this 4629-nucleotide messenger RNA. RefSeq names its product tight junction associated protein 1 (peripheral) (gene tjap1). Gene Ontology annotation, cellular component: trans-Golgi network. NCBI's taxonomy places the organism in Eukaryota, Metazoa, Chordata, Actinopteri, Cyprinodontiformes, Poeciliidae. Bases 242 to 2203 code for a protein of 653 amino acids. The transcript has 11 exons. Gene Ontology annotation, biological process: Golgi organization. The record is from RefSeq and is a predicted model, not a curated record.
GUCGGUGGUUCUGGUGUCAUGUUCAGGUGGGUCACAUGACCCGACUCCAGCCUCCCAGACAGAAGGACCUCUGGCUGUAGAGCAGAACCAGAACCAGGCAGGAAGGAUGAAGGAGUAGCUCUUUGGUUCUGGUUCUGAUCAGAACCCGGUUUUAAUGACUCUGUGUUUUUUCAGGUUAUCGGAUCAGAACACAGAAGAGGAUCCAACCAGAGGAUGAAGAGUUCCAGGUGUGAUCCUUUCUAUGGAUGAAGUCUCUUCUGGAACCGUUCACAACUCAGGACAGCAGACCCGACCGGAACCAGCAGGCAGGAUGGCGAGCGCCGGCCCGGCCAGGAAGCCGUACCGCAAGGCUCCGCCGCAGCACCGCGAGACGCGCCACGGCCUGACCCCUGCCUCGCCGCCGCCCGCCCCGCGGCCCGACUUCAGCCAGGAGGCGCUGUCAGACUCCGACAGGAUCAGAAUCCUCCAGCAGCAGAACGAGGACCUGCGGCACCGCCUGUCACUCUCCACCCACAAGAUGGAGGCCAUGGAGGCGGAGUUUGAGGGCAGCCGUCACUACAUGGAGGCAGAGCUCAGCCGGACCAGAGACGACCUGGACAAGAUGAGGGACAAGUUCCGCAGACUCCAGAACAGCUACACGGCGUCGCAGCGAGCCAAUCAAGACCUGGAGGAGAAGCUGCACGCUCUGGCUGCCGUCAGUCAGACUUGGGUUCAUGCACUACGGAAGGUGGAGAGGGACAAAAAGACGAUGGACCAGGAGAUUGUGGAGCUCACCAACAAACUUCUGGAUGCUAAGAACACCAUCGACCGCCUGGAGGAGCUCAAUGAGCGCUACAGGCAGGACUGCAACUUGGCCGUUCAGCUACUCAAAUGCAACAAAUCCCACUUCAGGAACCACAAGUUUGCUGACCUGCCCUCGGAGCUGCAGGAAAUGCUCAACAAGCACAUGAAGUCCAGCCUCCCGGAGCGAAGCCCUGCCCCCAGCGGCCAGGACCCGGACACCCUGAGCCUGACGCACGCCGAUGUCGUGCCGACCUCCGUCAUCGCCCGCGUCCUGGAGAAACCUGAGCCGCUGGUUCUGAACUCGGCCCAGUCCAGCAGCUGUGGCCGGCCGGUGGCCGAGGAUGUCUUCGUCCACGUGGACAUGACUGACCCGGCCGGCGCCGAGGCUCGGGAGGACAGCGCCAGCCGGGAGGCAACGCAGCACAACGGUUCCUGCCGCAGCCAGAGCAGCCUGGACGAGGAGGCGGGCGGGGUGCCAGCCUUCGAGAAGCUCAACCCGUACCCGCCGCCGCCGCCUCACCCGCUCUACCCGGGCCGCAAGGUCAUCGAGUUCUCAUCCGACGACAAGGUGAAGAUCCCCAAGAACUCGCCGCUGCCCAACUGCACCUACGCCACGAGGCAGGCCAUCUCCCUCAGCCUCGUCCAGAACGACGACGAGCGGGUCGGCCCCGGAAGCCCCGCCCCUUCCUCCUCAUCCGGGGGCGGGGGCAGAGCCAACCAGCACACGCCGCCGUCACAGCGAGACGCUGCCAGCGAGCCGCUCUCUGCCCAGUCCAGUCCCUUCAGCAGCCCGCCGCAGGCACCGAGCGUCCCGGCCAGCUCCGCCAGCUCCGAGGAGGAUCUGCUCGCCAACUGGCAGCGGAUGUUUGUGGAGAAGAUGGCGCCCUCUAGCGAGGGCUCCGUGAUGCACCGCACGUCGUUCAGCAGCCAGACGGCGCAGGAGCUGCAGAGGCGACGGCAGGCGGCAGGGGGCGGGGCCGGCUCGGAGCGUCACAGGGCGGCGUACUCGGACGGAGAGGAAGGCUCAUCGGCCCGCAGCUGGACACCGAGCCGCGGCUCCAGUCUGGACACGGACACCGACACGGAACCGCAGUCUGGCAGGAGGCGCUACGGCGGCGGGAACGGCCCCGAGGAGGCGGAGCUGCUGAUGGACCUGGAGGACGAAACCGGCAGCGCGGACACCGCCGUCACCGUGACGACCGCAGACGCCCACGGGAAGACGGAGGAGGACGACAGCUCAGCCGAAGAGAGAGACAUUCUUCCACGCGAGCUGCCCAACAUCUCGCCCCGCCUCCUGGAGUUCGACCCCGCCCCCGGCCUGCAGCGGCCAAUGAGGAGCCCCAAAAGGAUGGGCGUGCACCACCUGCACCGCAAGGACAGCCUGACCCGGGCCCAAGAGCAAGGCACGCUGCUGGACUGACCGUUGCCAUGGAAACCCGGCCACAGGCCACGCCCAGGAAAUAGCCAUACCUGACGUACGCUGCCGAGCAUGCCGCCUGGCUUCCAUCAGCUGAGCAAUUUCACUUCCUGUUUACACAGACAGACAGGAUGCUGAAAAACCGGCCAUCCUUUAAUUUGACCCCUGGGGGUCGGCGACCCGGAGCCGCUCCACCAGGUGUCCCCCUGGUUAAUGUUUUUACUUCCUGUUUUGUGAUGCAACGUCACCAUCAGGAAACUGUCAUCAGUGUUAGAAGGUGAACUUUGACCUUAGGGCCAGCCUGACCCGAUUUCUGAUGAUCGGACCGGUUCUGGAUCGAUCUCGGAAACCCAGAAAUAUCUCGUUUCCCAAACAGAUGCUUUUAUUUUGAAAGAACAAAUUGGACACGCUCGGACUCUCAGUGCCUCCAUCACUUCCUGUCCCAGAGGUUGUGAGUUUGACACUGGGCUCAACUUAAAGGCUUUUAUUUUGACAUCUGUAGCUGCUGGUUUCCUGUCACGUGUCCAGGCAGGUGAUUGGCUGGUGUUUGGCCCCGCCCCUCCACCCCAUACACAGAUUGUCUCACGGGGGGCGGGGCAGUGGGCGGAGCUCCAGCUCACCUGGAAUGUAACAUCACCAUUUUGUAAACCUGACGUUCUGAUUGGUCAUCACUGAGUUUGAUUUUAUUUAUAAUUCUACGGCAUCCUGUUAGUGCCAAAACACGGCUGGAGCUCCUCCUGGUGGUGACGGGAGGAAGUGCAGCUCUGUUUUUGGCACCUCAGGGCUUCCUCAGCCGGUCCGAAUGUGGACCCGCCUCCUCACAGCGCUGACUGUGGCUCACUGGACCGACCAGCUGAUCACUGAAUGUUCUGAUGAACGGUUCUGGCCGGAUCCAUCACUGAAUGUUCCGUCUCUCACCAGAGUUGUUUCUGUCUUGAACGUUCAGAAAUUAUUUUCAUAAAAACUUAAAUAUUUGGUUUAUUUUGAUUCUGGUUGAAUGUUUGCUGUUUCAGUCUGUGGUUCUGGAACAACCCGGCGGCUCUGACCCAGUUACGACUUUGCACUUCAACCGUUUGGGUCCGUUUACCUGUCUAGAUCUGAUCAGAACCUCUGUUCACUCUGAGGGUUCAGCCCGGAUAGAACCGGUUCCAGUACCAGAACCAGAGCUGCAACUUGCACCUGGUUUCAGGUUCUGUAGGCAAGAACCAGAACCUUUUGAUCCAAACAAAACCGAUCCAGACUCCUUCAGGUUCUGCUGCAGAGACAUCGGACCCUCCUCUUCAUCAGCUGCUGUUGAAUUAUUCACUCUUUUCCGUCUGGUUCGGUUCUGAGGUUUUGGGUCAGCUGUGAGCCACCAGGUUACAUGCAGGAGGUUCUGUCCAGUCUGAACCUGAGCUGUUUCUGGGUUAGAACCAGAAACAGCAGAACUUCAGCUGCAGGUCCUCACAGAGACACAUAGACCCAUCUGACUGUGUGCUUAAUAUGUCAAGAGCCCCAUGAGGCUCAAAGACGAGAGUGUGUGUGUGUGUGUGUGUGUGUCCUUCCUCCAUCUUUAAUGACUCUUCCUCAUGAACUCUACCAGCCAGGCUCACCUUCAUCACUCCUCCUCUUCAUUUUUACCCCCUUUCAUCUGUUUGACCUCUGACCUCCUGAUUAUGGACUUUAUUUCUCCUGUUGAUCGUCACUCAGAUUUAAUUAUUCAGCCUGAUGAAGGAUCAGAAACUUCUGGACCAUAACCUUUGGUUCUGGAUUGGUUCUGAGAAUGUUAUCAGAUCCACUGACCUCAGCAGAGGACCAAGGUCACGACCCUGAGGAACGCCAACAGGAACCAGAACCUUCCUGUUCUCCUGAACCAAUAUGUCAAAGAUCUGUUUCAACUUUUUCUGAGAUUAAUACAUAUAUUAACAAUCAGACUGAAAUUCAUCUGAUCGGCACCAGAAUGAUCCGGUUCAGCCACGUAUGAAUCGAUUGACCCGAGUUCCAUCAGAACCACUUCAGUUAGUGAUCCGGGUCGGGACGUUCUGGUUCUGGGAGUCGGUCUGCAGGUCAAAACUCAGUUUGACUCAUUUUAUAGUCUCCCUUUGACCUGGUCUCCAUGGAGAUUCUCCAGAACCAUCAGAACCUGAAUUAAACUUGGCAUGAAGUGAGGUGGUGCGUUCGGGCGUCUGCUGAUGCGUUCAGGUGCCAUCAGUGUUUUUCUCCCACUCUGACGCUGAAUGAAGCUCACAUGGACCCUCGGAGCCGACUCACCUGGGGUCAGGUGGACAUUGAUCGGGGGACUUUAGCCCCGCCUCCUCCAGGUGCUGCUCUCACCUGGCAGACCUCAGCGGUUUCUUCUCCAGAGAAAUCUCUGACUGUUAAACUGGUUUUAUUUUCUCAGUUUGAAACGAUGAUGUAUAUUUUAAAACAAAUAAAAUAUUUUAAAUGAA